Molecule: messenger RNA, 4703 nt
Organism: Hippocampus zosterae (dwarf seahorse)
Lineage: Eukaryota; Metazoa; Chordata; Actinopteri; Syngnathiformes; Syngnathidae
Gene: ankrd27
Product: ankyrin repeat domain 27 (VPS9 domain)
Exons: 30
Coding region: 391-3894 (1167 amino acids)
Biological process (GO): neuron projection morphogenesis; early endosome to late endosome transport
Cellular component (GO): early endosome; transport vesicle; neuron projection
Molecular function (GO): guanyl-nucleotide exchange factor activity; SNARE binding
Source: RefSeq, a predicted model, not a curated record
ACGUGACGUCAUUAGUCCGAGGUUUUGGAGUAACUGGAUAUCUUGAACGAAAAAUUACAUUUUCAAACUCUUAAGUACGACUACCGUCGGAGGAGGAUGUUCAUCUUCCAAAAGUCACAUUUUUUUAUUCCAAUUGUUCACUCGUAUGACGUGAACAACACGAGCGAUCAGGAAGACGUGUAGUACGCUAGUUAGCCGGUAGGGUGUGCUGUUUGCCCAACAAGCUGGUCGGUACAAUGGCUGUCGGUCAUUGUGACGGGAUUGCGCGCGAGUGGUUAGCCGCCACUGAGCUAAAUGGCUAACGGAGCUGCAAGCCGGCGUGGCGAGUGACAGGCCUGCGAGCCGCCGGAUGAGCCGAGUCCGAAAAGGUGACCCACUUGGAGCCCCCCCAUGGCGGUCUAUGACGAGAACAUUGCCAAGAACCCGUUCUUUGUGGCUCUGGAGAAGCUCAGGCCGGACCUCUGCGAGCGCGUGGCUCGGCUGCACGGCAUCGUUCUGGUUCCGUGCUGUGGAAGUCUCGAGGGCAGCAUGGUGUCGCAGCUUCACUUUGACAGCUACGUGGUCCAGCCCGUGGAGGACGGAUACCAGACGGCGGACGGAAAGGAGGUCCGGAUCCUGGACAGGCAGGUCCUGUUGGGGUCCGGCCUGCUGCCGCCGGUGUCGGUCCCCAUCCUCUUUGAAGAAACUUUCUACAACGCCAGGGAGGAGAGCUACAGCAUCUUGUGCAUCUCCAGGCCGCUGGACGCGGCGGAGCCGGCGGAGCCUCCGAGGACGGCGGGGGCGGGGCUCCACCUCAGGAGCCUGGAAGAGGUCAAGCAGUUCCUGGGCCGCCACAGCCACAAGUUGGACAAACUCAUCGGAAACUUCUGCCACGCCUUCAAGGAGCACGACAGGAAGGGGCUCAGGCACCACAUAGACUCGGUUCAUGGCCUUUACACGCGGUGUCUUCAGUGUGUGCUGCGAGACGCUUGCCUGAAGGUGCUGGCCAAGCGGGAGCUCCAAAUGAGUCUUCUGAAACAAGCGGUGGAGGUGUACGUCCAUCACGGCAUCCACUCGCUGAUUUUCAACCUGGUGGGGACGCUGGAAGCCAGCCAGGACGCCGCCUUCAACAAGAUCACCAGGAGCCUUCACGAGCUGCAGCACAAAGACGUCGGCGUCAAAGCGCACCUCAGCGUCAACUUGUCUGCCGCCAAACGGGAGCUGAGUCAACUCAACCAGCAGACGUCGCCGCUCCUCAAGCUGCUCUGCCUGCGCAAAGUGGCCUUGACCGCCACCCGCACGCCGUCCCGCGCAGUUAGCAUGGAAGCGGUGUCCGCCGACGACCUGCUGUCCGUCAUCCUCUACCUGCUGGUCAAGAUGGAAAUUCCCAACUGGAUGGCCAACCUGAGCUACAUGAGGAACUUCUGCUUCAGUCAGUCCAGCAAAGACGAGCUGAGUUACUGUCUGAGCACCUUCGAGGCGGCCGUCGAGUACAUCAAGCUGGGAAAGCUGCAGCACGUGCUCGCGGGUUGCGUCGAUACGAACGGCGUGGCGCGAAUGAACGUGGAGCUGGCGAGCGCCUCCACGCCCAUCAGCCGAUUGUUCGAGCACGUCGCCAACGGCAACGAGGCGGAGGUGGAGCGUCUGCUGAGCCAAGGCGAGAGCAAAGAGGACGCGCGGCCGUGUCAUCCUCUGUGCGCCUGUGACCUCUGUGACCUUCAACUGUCCGGGAAGCUGAACGACCCGUCCGUCGUCACGGCGUCCUCCAGAGACGAGCGAGGGUACACGCCCCUGCACGUCGCCGCCAUCUGUGGUCAGGCGCAGCUGAUUGACCUUCUGGUGUCCAAAGGAGCGCCGGUCAACGCCACCGAUUACCACACGCUCACACCGCUGCACCUCGCCUGUCAAAAGGGAUACCAGGGAGUCACGCUGCUGCUGUUGCACUACGAGGCGGACGCGGACGGUCAGGACAACAACGGCAACACGCCGCUGCACCUGGCGUGCAUGUACGGGCACGAGGACUGCGUGAAGGCGCUGGUCUACUACGACGUCAAAAGGUGCUGCCUGGACCUGGCCAACGACAAAGGCGACACGCCGCUGCACUUGGCGUCGCGCUGGGGUUACGAGGCCAUCAUCCGCGUUCUGCUGGAGAACGGCGCCGGCGUGCGGGCGCUCAACAACGCCGCGCAGACGCCCGUCCACUGUGCGCUCAACUCAAAGGUGUUGACGUUGCUGCAGGAGGCCCAAGAGCAGCGCUGCAGGAAUGGCGGCGGCGGCGGCGGCUCUCAGUCCACGGCGCGGGUUUGCCCUCAGGCGUCCGAGCGCGGCGCUCGGCGUUCGUCCACGUCCAGCGGCACCUCGUCCUCGCCGGACCGGGAGCUCCCGCCCGAGAGCGCGCCGGCGCGACAUCGCCAGGUGGAGAAGCUGCUGCGGGCCGUGGCGGACGGAGAUAUUCAAAUGGUGCGCUACCUGUUGGAAUGGACGGACGAGGACGAGGCGGACGCGUCGGCCGAGGCGUCUCUGUGUCAUCCUCUGUGUCAAUGUACGACGUGCGCGCCGGCCCACAAAGCGCGCGCGGUUCCGUGCGGCGCGUUGAGCGCCAAGAGCGCCAACGCCGACGGUGUGACUCCCCUCCACGUGGCCUGCACGUACGGCCGCGCCGAGCUGACGUCGCUUCUCGUCCGCCACGGCGCCGACGUGGACGCGCGCACCGACCGCAAGGCCACGCCCCUUCACCUAGCUAGCCAGAACAACCACCCGCAGGUGGUGAAGUUCUUGCUGGAGUGCAACGCCAAGCUCAACAAGAAGGAUCGCUACGGCAACACGGCCUUGAUACACGCCUGUCUCCACGGCAACCUGGACACCGCCGCCACACUGGUACAGAGCGAGGCGCUGGUGAACGUGCGCAACCGGCAGGGCAACACGGCGCUGCACUGCGCCGUGCGGGCCGGUCACCAGGGGCUGGUGGAUAUCCUGCUGAAGGCCGGAGCCUCCCCGCACCUGCGGAACAAGAAGCACCGGACGCCUCUGGACGCCGCGUACCAGCAAGGCGGAAAGAACACGGAGAUUGUGCGAUCGCUCCAGAAGGCGUCGGGACUUUCGCCGGAUGAGGAGCCCAUUAAACUGCUCUCCGUGCCCAAAGGCGCUCUGGCUCACUCCUUCGUUCAGCGCCUGAGACACAACGAUGCCGCUUGCCCCAAGUCGGCUGCCGGCAGGAUUCAGCGGACCAAGAAAACUUCCCGCAGUCCGACUCGGCGCUCGGCUGCACCCGAGCAGGCGAGUCCCGAUGCGAGGCGGCAGCGGCUGCGGCGCGGCGGCACAGUGGACGCCGUCGGCCCGACCGCCAGCUCCGACUGCGGUCCCUGCUCGAGGGGGCGGGGCCUGGCGCGCUGCCACACGCUGGACUCGGGAGAGGAGGCGCCGCGGACGAGACGUCGCCACGACGACGACGACGCGCCGCCCGCCUUUGUGAUGACAUCGAACGCCGCCGUGACGGAACGGUCAGACGACGGCGCCUGUGAUGUCAUAUUAAUUGCCAGGGACACGCCCCGCCUCCAAGACGCACCCGUUUCGAGUGACGCGUCUGCCAUCAAAGACGCACCCCCUACUCGGGACACGCCCAAUUCAAGUGAUAAAUCCCGCCUCCAGGACACGCCCAUUUCUAGUGACGGGCCUGACAUCAAAGACACACCCCAUGUUCAUGACGAGUCCCUUUCCAGUGAAAACCUGGACUGCGGCGAGGCGCCCCGCAUCCGAGAUACGGCCAUUUCCAGUGUCACGUCCGACCUCAAAGACGCGUCCCUCAUCAAAAAAACACCCCCCACUGGGGACACGCCCAACUCCGGUGACAUCCACCAAGACGCUCCCAUUCGCGGUGACGCGUCCGACGUGAAAGACGGCUCGAGCCAAGUGUGAAGGUGAACGUCUGCUCGCAAUCUCAACAUUUGGGAGGGCGUGCCUGCGUGUCUUCCGAUUGGUCCAUCAAGUUUGUUGACAGGAUGACGUUUGAAGGGGGGCGGGCACUCUCCCAACAUGGCACUUUGUUGACUUUGUAGCUUUCGCCGAGAGGACAGAAAGGGAUCCCCAAGUCUAACACACCCCUUUUCUUUUACGACAAAGGGGUGGUAAAUUAAAUUAUUCAAAAAUAAUUAAUUUAAAAAUUUGAAUUAAAAAUUUAAAUUAUUUAAAAAAAUAAUUUAAAAUUUUUAAUUAAAAAUUAAUUUUUAAAAAGGGAUCCACAUGUCUAACACACCCCUUUUCUUUUUCGACAAACGUGAAAGCAGGGGUGGUAAAUUAAAUUAUUAAAAAAUAAUUAAUUCAAAAAAUUUGAAUUAAAAAUUUAAAUUAUUGAAAUUAAUUUAAAAUUUUGAAUUAAAAAUUAAUUUUAAAAAAGGGAUCCACAUGUCUAACACACCCCUUUUCUUUUUCGACAAACGUGAAAGGGGUGGUAAAUUAAAUUAUUAAAAAAUAAUUAAUUUAAAAAUUUGAAUUAAAAAUGUAAAUUAUUAAAAAAUAAGAAUUUAAAUAUUUUAAUUAAAAAUUAAUUUAAAAAAAUUAAAACAGGACUUGGUGUUAGAAGUCCUGCUAACCGACUGAAAUGUACUCGAGUACAAAAAUGAAACUGAAUUUUUUUGCCGUCAAUGACAGAAACUGUUUUAAAUAGUUUCCCUCUUUUAACUUUGUAGAUCACGCUCGGACUGGAAAUAAAAACCACCUUGCGCGUC